AUGCCAACUACCGGGAGAUUCUCAAUCUGUGCUGUAGCUUCUGUGCUCUUAAGAGUUGGACUGUUUUUGCUGACCAGCCGCCCCGAUAGACCAUUGAGCUUCUCGGCCAACUUUCUAUGGAAUCAAUUCAAGCCACUCCCUGUGCCUGCAACAGACUUCAGCGGCAAGACUAUAAUCGUGACCGGGGCCAAUUCUGGCCUAGGCCUGGAAGCCUCGCGGCACUUCGUCAGGCUCGGCGCCGCUAAAGUCAUCCUGGGAUGUCGCUCCGCCGAGAAGGCCGAAGUCGCCAAAGCGGAUAUCGAGAUAACUACCGGCAGAAAGGAUGUCGUCGAGGUCUGGCCCCUGGAGAUGGGCUCGUUCGACAGCGUCAGGGAGUUUUGCCGCCGCGCGGCGACGCUGGACCGCCUGGACGUCGUGAUUGAGAACGCCGCUCUCGCUAUGGGUGUAUUUGAAGAGCUCGAAGGUUUCGAGAGCAGUGUCACAGUCAAUGUCGUCUCGACCUUCCUCAUGGCACUCCUCCUGCUGCCGACUCUGAGGCGGACGGCGUCUAAGCAUAAUGUGCAGACUCAUCUGUCUAUUGUCUCUUCAGACGCGCAUUACUUUGUAAGUAACUGCCUCUUCAACACCCAAUGGGUAUUUCAGAGACCCAGACAGCCUAACUCGUGUAUCAAGGCUAGAUUCAAGGAAAGGCAAUCACCGUCCAUAUUUGAAGCUUUCAGAUCCGAAGCAGACAUGACAGAAGACCGCUACAACACAACCAAGCUGAUCGUCGUCUUCAUCGUGAGGGAGCUUGCGCAUGCCAUGGCGCGGUCUCGUCCGGGCAACGAGGACACGCCCGUCAUCGUCAAUGUAAUCAACCCGGGCUACUGCCGGACCCAGCUCUUCAGACACGCAUCGCCGCCAUUGAGCUGGAUCAUUGCGACAGGCUUGCUCCUGUUCGGCCGCACUGGUGAGAUGGGCUCGCGCACGCUGGUUGGCGGGGCUGAAGCCGAUCAGGGGAGCCACGGUUCGUACCUGGACAGUUGCAAAGUGCGUGAUCCGGCGCCAAUGGUGUUGAACCCAGAGGGUGCGAAGACGCAGAAAAGGGUGUUUGCUGAGCUUAUGGAGGUGUUGGAGGGCAUCGAGCCUGGGAUUACGAAGAAUAUUUGA
Molecule: messenger RNA, 1149 nt
Organism: Phaeoacremonium minimum UCRPA7
Lineage: Eukaryota; Fungi; Ascomycota; Sordariomycetes; Togniniales; Togniniaceae
Product: putative short chain dehydrogenase protein
Exons: 1
Coding region: 1-1149 (382 amino acids)
Source: RefSeq, a predicted model, not a curated record